AUGGACUGCUUCCUGGAAGAGGAGGACGAGGAGGCGCCGGUGGUGGUGGGGAAGAAGAGGAGGAGGAGCUCUGGCUCCCAGGCGGCCCUGCAGCCGCCCCUGCGCUUGCCCUUCCUGCCGCAGCAGCCGGUAUCUUCCAAUGAACACAAGUUAAACUUCAAGAAAAGCAAGGAAGCAUGUUUAAGUUACAUCCAGGAUGCCUUGCUCCAAAAGCAGUGGAAAAGGGCUGCAGAGUUCCUGACCUGCUAUAUGGAGUCACUAGAGAAGGACUAUUCCAGAGAACACAUUGGUCCAUCAGAGAUGAUUUGGAGAGUAGGAACUGAAAUUUUAUGGCAUCAUUCUCAAAGCAGCAUGAAAGAGUUCAACUGUUUCAUGGAACAGAUGAAAACUUUAGGAGUAAAAAGGUACUUGAAGGUCUGCUUGGAGCAUGUCUUUCAUCUCCUCUGUAAUGGGCAAAUAGAUGAAGCCUACCAGAACCUGUCCCUGGCAGAGAGCUGGAGGUUUGGAGAGCAAACAGCCAUUCAGGAUAAGGAAAUGAAACUGAUUCAGGCUUACAGAGGACUCUUGGACUACUAUAGCUGGUCUAAGCAGAAGAACAUCCUGUUAGAGAAUGGUGAGGAUGGAUUUUCAGACUUGGCUGUUGAGCAGGAAAUGCACGGUUACUUUCGGAAGGCAGCAGUGAACUUGAAGGAGAUUAUUAAAAUUCCUGGAGUCUGGGAUGUCUUUGUGAAAUGCUAUGUGGAUUUGUUGGAGUUCUAUGGAGACCACAACGAGGCCCAACAAGUGUUAAAUGAAUAUGCCUACAACUCCAAGUUCCCUGCUAACCCCAAUGCUCAUGUCUACCUCUAUCAGUUCCUUAAGAGGCAAGGUGAAUCAAAGAAAUCCCUCAUAUCUGCUCUGAAGAUCUUGCAUGAUAUUGUUCCUUCUCAUGAACUAAUGAUAGAUUUUAAUACCAUGCUUCAAAAAUCAAAGAAAAGAAAAAAACGUCGACUGGGCCUAGAAGUUAUUUUUACAGCCUUGGAUUAUGCUGGCUGGAAAGAAAAUGCAAAAGCAUGGAGCUGUUUGGCAAGACAGGUGAAACAAAUUGUAAUCUCUGAGAAGCAUCUUGACUGGAUCAAGCAAGAGUGGAACUCCAGGAAGGACUGGUGGCCAGCCUUCCAUUUUAGCCAUUACUUGGCAAAAAGGAAUUGGCAGGAAAAUAAAAGCCUUUCAUAUGAAAAAGCUCUGGUCGCUGGAAUCCUACUGGGAAAGGAUUGCAAAUACUUCAAAUAUGUAUCACAUCAAGGCUGCAAAGCUCAGCUGAAGAGGUUUCGGAUGCUGAAGAAGUUUGUGAACAGACACAAUCUUGUCUACCUGAGAAUAUCUGGUCUUCCAGAUUCCUCUGUUCAGCCUUGAUAAGGUGGUGUCCUUAAGGUUCUUGGUGUAUUUUUUCCUCUCUGUAAAACUAACUUCUAUGUUGGCUACUCCAAGACUUCUAGACAGACCCUAUUGACUCAGUAUUAGAGUUUUUUAAAAAUAUAUUUAUGUAAAAACACUUUGGUUUGUAUUUAUUUUAUAAUAAAAUUAGUAUAAAUCAACGGAUAAUUAUCAACUGAUAAUAUCGAAGAAUUUCUGUAAUGUUACUCUCAUAUUUGUGUGAAAUGCAAACAGUGUUGAUUGCAAAUACAUCUUGAAAGAGCAGAGGCACAGAAA
Messenger RNA from Sturnus vulgaris (Common starling), 1692 nucleotides. RefSeq names its product TATA-box binding protein associated factor, RNA polymerase I subunit A (gene TAF1A). Gene Ontology annotation, cellular component: RNA polymerase I transcription regulator complex. Gene Ontology annotation, biological process: transcription by RNA polymerase I. The record is from RefSeq and is a predicted model, not a curated record. NCBI's taxonomy places the organism in Eukaryota, Metazoa, Chordata, Aves, Passeriformes, Sturnidae.